Siniperca chuatsi (mandarin fish) is the source of this 2658-nucleotide messenger RNA. RefSeq names its product matrilin 3a (gene matn3a). The transcript has 7 exons. Lineage: Eukaryota; Metazoa; Chordata; Actinopteri; Centrarchiformes; Sinipercidae. The record is from RefSeq and is a predicted model, not a curated record. Gene Ontology annotation, molecular function: calcium ion binding. The coding region runs from base 585 to 2117 and encodes 510 amino acids.
GUAAUUAGUAGUACUGAGGCCAAGUCCUCAGUAUUAUAAUUAUUUAUUAAUGUGAUUUUUGGGGUUUAGCUACUUGAGGUAGUUUACAUUCUGUGAUUUAAAAAUGUUCACCUGUUGGGUAUUUUAUAAGCUUUCAGUAUUUUUAUACUCAAUAUUUUUAAAUGUGACUACUUUUCGGCCAAAAAAAACAAAUACAAGCAUUUGUCCACCAGAUGUAAUUCCUGGAUUGUGUGGAAAAUGCUUUGAAACACCAUUUAGACCCUCAUGGUGGGAAAUAAUAAUGUAUUUAAGUGUUAUUGAAUAGUUCACUGAAUAAAUAAAAUGAAAACACGAGAAGAAAAAAAAACAUUUAUUGAUAUAACCCAGACUGUUAUCAGCCUCCUCCUGUGAGUUGUUUUCCAUACUGUCUUUUACCGUGGCCUGAAGGUCAUGUCCCGCCUUUGGAUUGGGCAGACAGUUUGACGUGUUGGACUGAGAGCCCCUCAUAUGUGGAGGCGGUCAUACCCCCGUUGAGCUGAGCAGGAUCCUCUGAGACUGAGAGCAGGCACCGGACAGACCACCGGAGGACUCUGCAUGCAGGUAUAAUGAAGUCUUUACUCUUGAGCCUCUUGUACUGCGCUUCACUGCUGCUGUCUGAUGUACUGGCCACAUACCACCUCAGUGCGGGGGAUCCUCAGCUGAUAGCCGCACAAAGCUACGCACAAACCAGAAAUAAUGGCCGACCCCCAAUCAGGACCCUGAAUCCAGCAAUUGACAGAAGUGAUUACACGUAUAGAGGAGGGUAUCACUACCACUACCAGCCACCAAGGAUCCCUCCACCGGUAGUGUAUCGACCUAUCCCUCUAUCCCCUUCAGUGACUCACCACAGACCCUCCAUCCCCAUGCCGCCCUAUCACCACAGAUUCAAAGGGCCAGUGGCACCACAAAUGCACCACAUAUACAAAGGUCUAUCUCCACCAGUAGCUCACCAUCCCCAUUAUAGGCUCAAAGGCCCGUUCCCUUACAAAUUGAAAGGUCCAUGCCAAACAAAGUCAUAUCCAACAGUACCAACAACACCUGUGGUACACCUCCCUACUGCCCUUCCAACUCUACCAGAGCCAACAGUGCCGCCAACUCUGCCAGCAACUACAGUGGCACCGGCGACAAUCAUCAUGCCAGUGGUGGUGACCACUGUGCCGCCAGUGGAGACUACCGCUCCUGUGACGCUACCGGUCAGUACCCAAAGUGGCUUCAUCACCACCGUCAGUCCUGUGGAGACAGAGACAGACUCUCAGUGCAGGAGCCGUCCCCUGGACCUGGUCUUCAUCAUUGACAGCUCUCGCAGCGUGCGUCCUGGUGAGUUUGAGAAGGUGAAGAUAUUCCUGGCUGACAUGGUCGACACGUUGGACGUGGGCAAGGAUGCCACCAGAGUGGCUGUGGUCAACUACGCCAGCACGGUCAAGAUCGAGUUCCUGCUCAAAGACUACUUCAACAAACCUGACAUGAAGAAAGCCAUCUCCCGCAUCGGACCCUUGGCGGCUGGCACCAUGACCGGCCUAGCCAUCAAGACCGCAGUGAAUGAAGCCUUCACCGAGCAGUCUGGAGCCCGGCCUCGCUCCAGGAACAUCUCCAAGGUGGCCAUCAUUGUGACAGACGGGAGACCUCAAGACCAGGUGGAGGAAGUGUCUGCUGCAGCUCGGGCUGCAGGCAUCGAGAUCUACGCUGUCGGGGUGGACCGUGCCGACAUGCGCUCCCUGCAGCUGAUGGCCAGCAUCCCUCUGGAGGACCACGUCUUCUACGUGGAGACCUACGGCGUUAUCGAGAAGCUCACCUCCAAGUUCAGGGAGACCCUGUGCGGUCUGGACCCCUGUGCCAUGGGACAUGACUGCGAACACAUAUGUGUCAACAGCAAUGCCUCCUAUUACUGCAAGUGCCGGAACGGUUAUAUCUUGAAUGCGGACAAGAAAACAUGUUUCCUGAAACAGGUGAAGGCGGAGGUGGUGGAGGAUCCCUGUAAAUGUGAAGCCAGACUGGUUUUCCAGAAGCAGACACAGGCUGCCAUCCAGCAGCUCACAGCCAAGCUAGCCGAUAUGUCUGGGAGAAUAGAGCGUCUGGAGAACGUGGUGGGCCGUGCUUAGAGCUGGACGCAGCGAGACAGUAGCUGGUUUGCUUCGACAUGGACAUGGGCUUCCAGUCAUCCACCCUUGGAUGUUUUGAAACUGCUGUAAAAGCUAUUUACCCUAUUUUGUCUAAACACCUAUAUGAACAUAGUGUGAUGUAUAAUAACCAAAGAAAACAAGUAUUAUUUUUAUUGUUUCUCUUGUACUGUAUUAUGUAGGUUUUGUAUCCUGUUUGUACAAAGUUGCAUAUUGUAUAUAGUAGUUUCUGUGAAAAUGUCUAAUUGGAUUUACUUAUUAACAGAUUUUAAUGGAAAUGACUUUAUGCUCUAAACCAUUCAACCAGUAAAAUGUUUCCUACAUCAAAUAUUUUUGCAUAUUUUCUUUAUUAUAUCUCCCUUACAACAGUUUAACUAUCAAAUAUUUUAUUGUUACAAGUUGUAUUAUGUGUCAUGGAUGAUAAAUGUUAAUCAUAUGUGUCUGUGAAUGUUAUGAGAUGACAUUUACGAAAUUAUAAAUGUAACCAAGCAGACAAAUUGGACAAUAAAAUAAUCACAAAGGA